This is a messenger RNA of Rubroshorea leprosula, 552 nucleotides long. NCBI's taxonomy places the organism in Eukaryota, Viridiplantae, Streptophyta, Magnoliopsida, Malvales, Dipterocarpaceae. The record is from the annotation of a GenBank genome assembly.
ACAAGCUAUAAGCCAGUAGCAUCGAUAUGGCGAUAAGUCUAAGGCUUCACAUCUGUCUCUUGCUAUUGUUCACAAGUUUCCUCAACCUCAUCAUUUGCUAUUGUCCGGGUGAAGACCAUGUUCCGCUCUUCAUUUUUGGAGAUUCAUAUUUGGAUUCUGGAAACAAUAACUACUUCAAUACUACUGCUAAGGCUAAUUUCUACCCCUACGGGGAAACCUUCUUCAAUUAUUCCACAGGAAGGUAUUCAGAUGGGCGCCUAAUUUCUGAUUUUGUUGCUGCAUAUGCAGAUUUACUAUUUCUUCCACCAUAUUUACAAGGCAAUAAGCAAUAUACUUAUGGAGUCAAUUUCGCAUCCAGUGGUGCUGGUGCCCUAUAUGGAACUUUCCGAAGUUCAGUUAAGCAUUUUACAGUCUGAACUGCAUAAUAAUUUUUAGUUUUAGGUUUUUUCUUUUUUUCUUUUUUUGAAUCCCCCUUUUCUUCACAUUUUUGUUGAUUCAUGUUGUUUGUCCAGUUCCAUCCAAAAGAUCUUCACACUCAGCUAGGUUAUUUCA